Molecule: messenger RNA, 1359 nt
Organism: Homarus americanus (American lobster)
Lineage: Eukaryota; Metazoa; Arthropoda; Malacostraca; Decapoda; Nephropidae
Product: loricrin-like
Exons: 3
Coding region: 1-1359 (452 amino acids)
Source: RefSeq, a predicted model, not a curated record
AUGCUGGUGAUGAAGGCUUCUGAUCCGCCACAGGACGGUCACGAGGAGAGUAGAAGAUUCCAGGUGGCCUUCCUUCUUGUUCUCCUGGCGGGGGCGACCUCGUCCGCCUGCCUCGGCGGCAAUUGUGGCGGAGGAUCCUCAGGGAAUUACGGUGGUGGAUCAUCUGGAGGAUACAACGAUGGAUCGUCAUUUGACUUUGACCUUCGAAGUGGACCAUCUGGAAGCUCUGGAUACGGUGGAGGAUCAGGUUCUUCGGGAGGUUACGACUCAGGGGUAAAUAACGGCAACAGGUCUCCAGGCAACACCUUCGGGGGCCACAAAUCGUUCUUCGGCGAUGGUUACACCGGAGGGAACAACGUGGGAGGCUCUGACGGCUACUCUGGAGGAGGGUUCCUUUCUGACAGUGGCUCCAAUGGUUACUCCAGUGGAUCAAGCGGUGGAGGCUCCAACAGCUACUCAGAUGGAGGCUCGAACAGCUACUCAGGUGGAGGCUCCAACAGCUACUCUGGUGGAGGCUCCAAAGGCUAUUCUGGUGGAGGCUCCAACGGCUACUCAGAUGGAGGCUCUAACAGCUAUUCCGGUGGAGUCUCCAACGGCUACUCAGAUGGAGGCUCUAACAGCUACUCCGGUGGAGGCUCUAACAGCUACUCCGGUGGAGGCUCUAACAGCUACUCCGGUGGAGGCUCCGACGGCUACUCCGAUGGAGGCUCCAACAGCUACUCCAGUGGAUCUAAUGGUAGAGGCUCCAACAGCUACUCCAGUGAAGAUUCUAACAGCUAUUCCGGUGGAGGCUCUGAUGGCUACUCCGGUGGAGGCUCCAACAUCUACACCGAUGAAUCUAGCAGUGGAGGAUCCAACAGUUACUCCAAUGGAGGUUCUAACAGUUACUCCAGUGGAGAUUCUAACAGCUACUCCAGCGGAUCAAACGGUGGAGGAUCCAACAGCUACUCCAGUGGAUCAAACGGUGGAGGAUCCAACAGCUACUCCAGUGGAUCAAACGGCAGAGGAUCCAACAGCUACUCCAGCUGGAUCAAACGGUGGAGGAUCCAACAGCUACUCCAGUGGAUCAAACGCUACUCCAGCGGAUCAAACGGUGGAGGAUCCAACAGCUACUCCAGUGGAUCAAACGGUGGAGGAUCCAACAGCUACUCUAAUGAAGGCUCUAACAGUUACUCCAGUGGAGAUUCCAACAGCUACUCCAGCGGAUCAAACGGUGGAGGAUCCAACAGCUACUCCAGUGGAUCAAACGGUGGAGGCUCCAACAGCUACUCCAGUGGAUCAAACGGUGGAGGCUCCAACAGCUACUCAAAUGGAUCAGGAGGCAUCAACCAAGGCUACUUACCUCCACAAGGAAAGUAA